AUGCCAGAUCCAAACCCGCUCACGCCCGAGCAGCUGGCACUCAUAGAGUCCAACCGACAGCGCGCCCUUACAAAACGCAAACACGCCGAGCAAUCCCAAUCCCAAACACCUGCCUCAAGCCUAGCACCACCAGGACCAGCCGAGAAAAAGCUGCGCGCCACAAAAAUGUCCUCCGGCUUUUACGAAUACAAUCUAAGCACAAUGCGCGAUACACGCGGCGGUUUUCUUGAGGAAGAGCGCUCGGAUAAUGUGCCUGAGAAAAAGCGCAAGGUUUUGGAAAUCGACGACAUACCUUAUGACCCAGAUCCUGAUGAGUGCCAGAUGUGUGUGGAGUGCGGAUCGCUGGAUCUUGAUGUGACUUAUUUGAAGGUAUUCAAGGUUAUGGUGUGUAAGCCGUGUGUCGACAAGAUCUCAGACAGGUAUUCGCUGCUGACUAAAACCGAGGCCAAAGAUCUGUUUCCUGUUUGGGAGAAAGCCAAUCCGCACAAGUCGACAUGGAACAACAUGCUUUUGUACCUGCGACAGCACCUCGAGUCCUUUGCCAUCAAGAAAUGGGGCAGCAUGGAGGAACUCGACAAGGAGUUUGAGCGACGAAUCGACGAGAAGCGCGCGCGCAAAGAGAAAAAAUACAAGCAUCGGUGGCAGGAGUUCGAGAAAACUCGCAGUAAAAAGCUUAACCUUGAAAUGGAGCACGAGCACACGUUCGAGUCAACCGGUAAUUGCGACGAAGACGGCAGCGAAGAGCAGAAAUGCACGGCCUGCGGGCUUGUCGUUGAGGUAUUGGAAUUUUGA
Molecule: messenger RNA, 792 nt
Organism: Kickxella alabastrina
Lineage: Eukaryota; Fungi; Kickxellomycota; Kickxellomycetes; Kickxellales; Kickxellaceae
Exons: 3
Coding region: 1-792 (263 amino acids)
Biological process (GO): base-excision repair; UV-damage excision repair; nucleotide-excision repair, DNA damage recognition
Cellular component (GO): nucleotide-excision repair factor 1 complex
Molecular function (GO): damaged DNA binding
Source: RefSeq, a predicted model, not a curated record